Molecule: messenger RNA, 4171 nt
Organism: Electrophorus electricus (electric eel)
Lineage: Eukaryota; Metazoa; Chordata; Actinopteri; Gymnotiformes; Gymnotidae
Product: CAP-Gly domain-containing linker protein 4
Biological process (GO): cytoplasmic microtubule organization
Cellular component (GO): microtubule plus-end; cell cortex; nucleus
Molecular function (GO): microtubule plus-end binding
Source: RefSeq, a predicted model, not a curated record
CAAAACCAGCGAGGUCAGUCAUGUCAUCCUGCCUUCCACUGUGCUCUGGUUCCAUUCGAACUUUCCUUUGAUUGAAUCAUCGGCAGUCAUGGCUACCUCCGUGGAGGAACACGGACAUAGCAAGAUUCUUCAUGGCAUGGGACUGAAGGGGAAGAUGACUAAAGAGGACGUGCUGGGGGAGUACUCUGAAGGAGACGUGGUCCUGGACAGGUACAGAGCUCUGCGCCAUACUGCCCCUCGGACAGUGAUUCACCAGGUGGCAUCAGCCCCCAUGCCCAGUGAUUCUGAUUUCUCCUUCUUUGACCCUGGAGACCCACAGUGUAGGGAGGUUCUGUUCGACCCGCACACUACAGUGCCUGAGCUAUUCGCUGUGCUCAGGCAAUGGGUGCCCCAGGUGCAGAAGAACAUUGGUCUCAUAGGCAAUGAGAUUCUGAAGAGAGGCUGUGGUGUCAAUGACAGAGAUGGGCUUACAGACAUGAGCUUACUCCAUUACUGCUGCAAGGCAGGGGCUCCUGGCAUUGGUGACGCGGCAGAAGCUGCGAGCUUCGCCCGGAAGCUGUUGGCUCUGGGCGCUGAGCCAUCGCUACGCAGCCGCUGGACCAACAUGAGCGCCCUGCACUACGCUGCCUACUUUGAUGUCCCACCCCUGAUCCGCGUGGUGCUGCAGGCAGCCCCGCCUGGAGAAGUCGACGCCACCUGUAGUGAUUUUGACUUUGGCACGGCACUCCACAUCGCCGCUGCCAACCUCUGCACCGCAGCCGUACGCUGUCUGCUGGAGCUCGGGGCGAAUCCUGCAUUCAGGGAUGACAAAGGACAGUGUCCUGCAGACGUGGUGCCAGAGCCCCUGGACAUGCCUCUGGAGCUGGCAGACGCCGCGGCCCAGGCCAAGGAGCUGAGGGCCCUGCUGCAAGAGGCCCUGCCCUGCCCCAUUGCUCCUCUCCCUCUCCUGCCUGGGCGAGUCCUGAACGUGCUGUCAGACAAGGCCUGCGCGCAGCUCUCCCGCAUGGGCCUCCGCAUCGGGGACAAGGUCGUCAUCGCCGGCCAGAAGGUGGGCACACUGCGGUUCUGUGGUAGCACUGAGUUUGCUGGGGGUCUGUGGGCAGGAGUAGAGCUUCAGCACGCAGAGGGGAAGAAUGAUGGAUCUGUAGCAGGUGUCCAGUACUUCAGUUGCCCCAUGAAACAUGGAAUCUUUGCUCCUCUCUCUAAAAUCAGUAAGCUCUCAGAGCGCUGGCGACCCAGCCCCCGGCAGUGUGCUGCACCCGUCCGCCCCCCUCGCCACAUCGACCUUGCCCGGGUCAGGUCCAGGAUCUACACAGGUUUAGCAGCUAUAAAGGCCAAAUCCUUCCCAGUGCCUGAAGCUGGUAUGGAUGAGCUGUCAGACAUUAAGACAGGUCCUCUCUCACGGAGCUGUUCCACAUCCUCCUCCUCCUCUCUGGACUCCAGGCAGGCUCCGGCCCGCUACCCUCCGCUCCCCACUCCACGGCAGCGACGCCCCUUGCGGCCACGGCAGGACCUCGCACUGCCAACCGCCAGAUCCACAUUUCUGCCACCACCUCCCCGCCCCCGCUCACUCGGCAGCACCCCAUUGUCUGGGGUGGCCCGUAGCAGGACACCGUCAGCUGGCAGCUCUGUAAGUGAGCUUCCCGAGGUGCAUUUAGGGGAGCGUGUUCUCGUGGUGGGACAGAGGACAGGAGUUGUCCGUUUUUAUGGCAAGACCAGCUUUGCCCCAGGCUUUUGGCUGGGUAUUGAACUGGACAAGCCCAGUGGGAAGAAUGAUGGUUCCGUGGGAGGGGUGAAGUAUUUCAGCUGCCCCCCUAAACAUGGAGUGUUUGCCCCACCCUCACGAGUCCAGCGGAUCCAUGGGUCUGUGGAUUGCCUGUCAGUGCUGUCCUCCUCUCGGCAUAAUCGCACCUUCAGCGGAAUCCGUCGUAGUUUUAGCACCUCUUCAGCCAUUGUUGCACAGCGGGAACCGAAUCAGAACAAUUCAGCUAACCGCAGCUAUUCAUCGAGUGUACGGCAUCGCUGGAGCACGCCGGGUGCAGCUCGGACAGCCCUCCGCCUGUCCGCAGCCCUUCUGCGAAGGCCGGGAAGCUCUGCGGCGCCUGGCAGCUCCACAAGUUCAGAGAGCGCCGUCAAGCUACACCUGGGAAUGCAGGUCCUGCUUAGUGGAGCCAAUGAGAUGGGCACCAUCCGCUACCUGGGCAUGGCUGACUUUGCCCCAGGUCUCUGGCUGGGCCUGGAGCUUCGCAGCGCCAAGGGGAGGAAUGACGGCUCGGUGGGCUGCCGCCGUUAUUUCAGCUGCCGGCCCAGCCAUGGCGUGCUUGUGCGGCCCAGCAGGGUCACCUACCGUGGUAUCAAUGGCGCCAAGCUAGUGGAUGAAUCUAGCUGAGGCAGUGGACACUCAUGGAGGCAUGAGCCAAUGUGCGCCAGCUCCUGCCCGCUCUCACCUGCUUCCGCCCACUCCCGCUUGCCUCUCAGCUUUCCCACAGUCCCCUUUUCUAUCCAGCACAGACAGACUGGAGCAUGGAAUGAGAUGAUGCAGCAGGUGCCAAAGGUGAGGUGCUAAAGCACUUUGGAGGCAGGAAGGAAGGGUUUAUAAGCCCAUGUAAUGAAGACUGCUUUGUUUUUAUUGUCUAAAGAGUUAGUUUACUUUUGAUGUGAUUAGAGUCAUUAAAAAACUUGUUUUGGAAGUUGUUUUCAUUUCUUAGAGUAACUCUAAUCCUAACCCUAUCCUUAAUGUUUCAUGUAGUUUAGGUUAUAAAAUAUGGUGAUAAGGUGAGCAGUAGCAAUUUCUAAGCACUUUAACAAAAUACAGUUUAAGGCAGUGAGUUUUGUUAAACAUCAUUGGCUUUUUACUUAUCUUUCUAUUUUGACCUUUAAAUGGAAUCAGUCCUUAAUGAUUUCGGAAGGUGAUAUUGAAGGUAAUGUGGCUUUAAUAUUUUUGUCUUUAUUUGGGCUUCAUGAUGGUGCAUAGCACUUUACAUACAAAUAUUUAUUGUUGAUUGAGGGGAAAAAUAUUGCAUGAAAUAGCACUUUAUGACACUUAAAAUUCAAUCUUGUCACAUUUUUUUUCCCUUGCAAUUUGAAGUUAGCUUCAUAAUUCCCCAGGAAGGAAUACACUUGAUUGCUAUAGGCUCCAUUUGGUAUUGCUGUUUUUGUUAUAGCAUUAAUGAUAUCUAUAGAGCAAGGGAAUCUUAAUGGAGCCACUCCAUCAAAGCCAGUGCUGUGUCAGUAUCAUUUAAAUCAUUAUCCCAGUCCUCUGUUUUAUUACCAUCUGAAAGGGCUCCAGAUUUUCGAGAGCUAUACAAAAGUCCAUUACAAAGCAAAAUGGUGUCUGCAAUGCAGAGGUUUUGACCUGUAUGAAGUGUUUUUUUUUGUUUUUGUUUGUUUUUUCUCUGUCAUGUAUUAUUAUAUAAACUAUAUUUAUGAACCAAGAAAAGUAUUAUUAAACUGUAUAUUUAAUGUCCUAUCAGGAGGAACAUCCAGGUUAUUAUAUAGACUAAUCUGCAAGAAAGAACCACUUGUUUCAAAAUUCUACUAAACACACUCCAUCCCUUUUGACGGUGGAGUGUAUUAAUCUCAUGUUUCUAUUGCACUAUAUGCUUAAAAUGGCUCAAAUGAAUUGAUCAGUCUUUUUUUGGGGGGGGGGGGUUAGUGUGCUGAGUUGGAGAGAAACAAGAUAUUUCCAGAUAAUAGCAUAUGAUGGAUGUAAAGUAACACCAAAGUGGUAUUAGCCAGGCCGAGAGAUGCUGCUUUUAGGAAAGGGAGAGUUUCUAGGUGCAAACCUCACUAUUAUACAAUUGAGCCAUUCUGUGGAGACAUAGACAUGACUCAUUGUUUACAUAGUACUGCAUCUCAUGUUUUCUCCAUCCUUCUUUAAGACAGCCAAAAAAUGCAGCAACUCAGAUAGGGUUGGGUUGGCAGGAGUUAAGAAUAAAGGAGAAAAAUAAACCUCUACUUAAUCAUCAGAGAACCUUCCCAUUUUCAGUGUCCAGUAUUAUGGAUGUUCAGUUUUGUUUAGCAGUAUGUUGAUAUGUAUGUUUUCUGGAUUUAUCUCAUGCUUUAUGUACAUAUUGGAACUAUAUGGUUUGUGGUUUGUUAUAUGGUUUGUUUAUAUGCAAAAGAAUUCUUGUCAAAUAUCCAAUUAAUAAAGAUUAUAAUAAAAAAGUCA